This is a messenger RNA of Arabidopsis lyrata subsp. lyrata, 5492 nucleotides long. RefSeq names its product ABC transporter C family member 1. Gene Ontology annotation, cellular component: membrane. Gene Ontology annotation, molecular function: ATP binding; ATP hydrolysis activity; ABC-type transporter activity. Gene Ontology annotation, biological process: transmembrane transport. The transcript has 27 exons. Bases 319 to 5325 code for a protein of 1668 amino acids. NCBI's taxonomy places the organism in Eukaryota, Viridiplantae, Streptophyta, Magnoliopsida, Brassicales, Brassicaceae. The record is from RefSeq and is a predicted model, not a curated record.
UCUCUCUCUCUCUCUCUCUCUCUCUCUCCAUAUAUAUGGAUGGAUCUUCUUCAUGUAGUGUAAGCAGUGACGUAUCGAUCUUCUCCCUACAAAUCCCAAAUCUUCUUCUCUGAGAGAGCCAUCAGCCACCUUUUCUCCGGCCGAAAUGAGUUCAUAAGAUUCCGUUAACGUCUUCCUGAUUUAUCCGGCGAAAUUGCACUCUUACCUCUCCUUUGACUCCCAGAGAUUAGAGGAUUGGGAGUUAUUAGUGAUGUGUAGUCUUUGAAGGGGUAAAACUUUGAAGCGGGGGAUUUUUUUUUGUUAUUGAGGAGGAAGAAGAUGGGUUUUGAGCCGUUGGAUUGGUAUUGCAAGCCGGUGCCGAAUGGUGUGUGGACAAAAACAGUGGAUUAUGCAUUUGGUGCAUACACGCCUUGUGCUAUUGACUCUUUUGUGCUUGGUAUCUCUCAUCUUGUUCUGUUGAUUCUGUGUCUUUAUCGGUUAUGGCUCAUCACAAAGGAUCACAAAGUGGAUAAGUUCUGCUUGAGGUCUAAAUUGUAUAACUAUUUCCUGGCUCUUUUGGCUGCUUAUGGUACUGCUGAGCCUUUGUUUAGAUUGGUCAUGAGGAUCUCUGUUUUGGAUUUGGAUGGAGCUGGGUUUCCUCCGUAUGAGGCGUUCAUGCUGGUCCUUGAGGCUUUUGCUUGGGGUUCUGCAUUGGUCAUGACUGUUGUGGAAACUAAAACAUAUAUCCAUGAACUCCGUUGGUAUGUUAGAUUCGCUGUCAUUUAUGCUCUUGUCGGAGACAUGGUGUUGUUAAAUCUUGUUCUCUCUGUGAAGGAGUACUAUGGCAGUUUUAAACUGUAUCUUUACAUAAGCGAGGUGGCAGUUCAGGUCGCAUUUGGAACUCUCUUAUUUGUGUAUUUCCCUAAUUUGGAUCCUUACCCUGGUUACACACCAGUUGGGACUGAAACUUCAGAGGAUUACGAGUAUGAAGAGCUUCCUGGAGGAGAAAAUAUAUGUCCUGAGAGGCAUGCAAAUUUAUUUGACAGUAUAUUCUUCUCAUGGUUGAAUCCAUUGAUGACUCUGGGAUCAAAACGGCCUCUCACGGAGAAGGAUGUAUGGCAUCUGGACACUUGGGAUAAAACUGAAACUCUCAUGAGGAGCUUCCAGAGGUCCUGGGAUAAGGAACUAGAAAAGCCCAAACCUUGGCUUUUGAGAGCACUGAACAACAGCCUUGGGGGAAGGUUUUGGUGGGGUGGCUUCUGGAAGAUUGGGAAUGACUGUUCACAGUUCGUGGGGCCUCUUCUACUGAAUGAGCUCUUAAAGUCAAUGCAACUUAAUGAACCAGCGUGGAUAGGUUACAUCUAUGCAAUCUCAAUCUUUGUUGGAGUGGUAUUGGGGGUUCUAUGUGAAGCUCAGUACUUCCAAAAUGUGAUGCGUGUUGGUUACCGGCUUAGGUCUGCACUGAUUGCUGCUGUGUUCCGAAAAUCGCUGAGGCUAACUAAUGAAGGGCGGAAGAAGUUUCAAACAGGAAAAAUAACAAACUUAAUGACGACUGAUGCUGAGUCGCUGCAGCAAAUCUGCCAAUCACUUCAUACCAUGUGGUCGGCGCCAUUUCGUAUAAUAGUAGCGCUGGUUCUCCUUUACCAACAAUUGGGUGUUGCCUCGAUCAUCGGUGCAUUGUUUCUUGUCCUUAUGUUCCCUAUACAGGUUCGUAUAUCUUUAUAUUCCCGCAUGCUCUUUGCUCUGUUGGUUGUUUUGCUUUUGAGUGCUUACGUCUCAUUUGUUUCCCAAUUUUCUCGGCUUCUCUCCUCAUUUUCGUUUUCUUGUUUUAUUUUGUUGAACCAGACUAUUAUUAUAAGCAAGACGCAGAAAUUAACAAAAGAAGGGUUGCAGCGUACUGACAAGAGAAUUGGCCUAAUGAACGAGGUUUUAGCCGCAAUGGAUACAGUGAAGUGCUAUGCUUGGGAAAACAGUUUUCAGUCCAAGGUUCAAACUGUACGUGAUGAUGAAUUAUCUUGGUUCCGGAAAGCACAACUUCUGUCAGCGUUCAAUAUGUUCAUUCUAAACAGCAUUCCUGUCCUCGUGACUGUUGUUUCAUUUGGUGUGUUCUCAUUGCUUGGAGGAGAUCUGACACCUGCAAGAGCGUUUACGUCACUUUCUCUAUUUUCUGUGCUUCGCUUCCCUUUGUUCAUGCUUCCAAACAUUAUAACUCAGAUGGUAAAUGCUAAUGUAUCCUUAAACCGUUUGGAGGAGGUACUAUCGACAGAAGAGAGAGUUCUCUUACCGAAUCCUCCCAUUGAACCUGGACAGCCAGCUAUCUCAAUAAGAAAUGGAUACUUCUCCUGGGAUUCAAAGGCGGAUAGGCCAACCUUGUCAAAUAUCAACCUGGACAUACCUCUUGGCAGCCUAGUUGCGGUAGUUGGCAGCACAGGAGAAGGAAAAACCUCCCUGAUAUCUGCUAUGCUUGGGGAACUUCCUGCAAGAUCUGAUGCUACAGUUAUUCUUAGAGGAUCAGUCGCUUAUGUUCCACAAGUUUCAUGGAUCUUUAACGCAACAGUACGUGACAAUAUAUUGUUUGGGGCUCCUUUUGACCAAGAAAAAUAUGAAAGGGUGAUUGAUGUGACAGCACUGCAGCAUGACCUUGAGUUACUGCCUGGUGGUGACCUCACGGAGAUUGGUGAAAGGGGUGUUAACAUCAGUGGGGGACAAAAGCAGAGGGUUUCUAUGGCUAGGGCCGUUUACUCAAAUUCAGAUGUGUUCAUUUUAGAUGACCCAUUGAGUGCCCUUGAUGCGCAUGUUGGUCAGCAGGUUUUUGAAAAAUGCAUAAAAAGAGAAAUAGGGCAGACAACGAGAGUACUUGUUACAAACCAGCUCCACUUCCUAUCACAAGUGGAUAAAAUCCUACUUGUCCAUGAGGGAACAGUAAAAGAGGAAGGAACAUAUGAAGAAUUAUGCCAUAGUGGCCCAUUGUUCCAGAGGUUAAUGGAAAAUGCAGGGAAGGUUGAAGAUUAUUCAGAAGAAAAUGGAGAAGCUGAAGUCGAUCAAACAUCUGUAAAACCAGUUGAAAAUGGGAACACUAAUAAUCUGCAGAAGGAUGGAAUCGAGACAAAGAAAUCCAAAGAAGGAAACUCUGUGCUUGUCAAACGAGAAGAACGUGAAACUGGAGUUGUGAGUUGGAAAGUCCUGGAGAGGUACCAGAAUGCACUUGGAGGUGCAUGGGUAGUGAUGAUGCUCCUUAUAUGCUACGUCUUGACUCAAGUAUUUCGGGUUUCAAGCAGCACUUGGUUGAGUGAGUGGACUGAUGCAGGAACUCCAAAGACUCAUGGACCCCUAUUCUAUAAUAUUGUCUAUGCGCUUCUUUCGUUUGGACAGGUCUCUGUGACAUUGAUCAAUUCAUAUUGGUUGAUUAUGUCCAGUCUAUAUGCAGCUAAAAAGAUGCAUGAUGCUAUGCUUGGUUCCAUACUAAGGGCUCCAAUGGUCUUCUUUCAAACCAAUCCAUUAGGACGGAUAAUUAAUCGAUUCGCAAAAGAUAUGGGCGACAUUGAUCGAACUGUGGCAGUCUUUGUAAACAUGUUUAUGGGUUCAAUCGCACAGCUUCUUUCAACUGUUAUCUUGAUUGGCAUUGUUAGCACGCUGUCCCUGUGGGCCAUCAUGCCCCUGUUGGUCGUGUUCUAUGGAGCUUAUCUGUAUUACCAGAAUACAUCCCGUGAAAUUAAACGUAUGGAUUCCACUUCAAGAUCACCCGUUUAUGCUCAAUUUGGAGAGGCAUUGAAUGGACUAUCUAGUAUCCGUGCUUAUAAAGCAUAUGACAGGAUGGCUGAAAUUAAUGGAAGGUCAAUGGAUAAUAACAUCAGAUUCACACUUGUAAACAUGGCUGCAAAUCGGUGGCUGGGAAUCCGUUUGGAAGUUUUGGGAGGUCUCAUGGUUUGGUUGACUGCGUCAUUAGCCGUCAUGCAGAAUGGAAAGGCAGAGAACCAACAAGCAUAUGCAUCUACGAUGGGUUUACUUCUCAGUUAUGCGUUAAGUAUUACCAGCUCUUUAACAGCUGUACUGAGACUCGCGAGUCUAGCUGAGAAUAGUUUAAACUCGGUUGAGCGCGUUGGAAAUUAUAUCGAGAUACCAUCAGAGGCUCCACUAAUCAUUGAAAACAACCGUCCACCUCCUGGAUGGCCAUCAUCUGGAUCCAUAAAAUUUGAGGAUGUUGUUCUUCGUUACCGCCCUGAGUUACCUCCUGUUCUUCAUGGAGUUUCAUUCUUGAUUUCUCCAAUGGAUAAGGUGGGAAUUGUCGGAAGGACAGGCGCUGGGAAGUCAAGCCUCUUAAAUGCCUUAUUCCGGAUUGUGGAGCUGGAAAAAGGAAGGAUUUUGAUUGAUGAAUGCGACAUUGGCAGAUUUGGACUGAUGGACUUACGUAAAGUGCUCGGAAUUAUACCACAAGCGCCAGUUCUUUUCUCAGGUACUGUGAGAUUCAAUCUUGACCCAUUUAGUGAACACAACGAUGCCGAUCUUUGGGAAUCUCUUGAGAGGGCACACUUGAAAGAUACUAUACGCAGAAAUCCUCUUGGUCUUGAUGCUGAGGUAACUGAGGCAGGAGAGAAUUUCAGUGUUGGACAGAGACAGUUGUUGAGUCUUGCACGUGCAUUGUUGCGAAGAUCUAAGAUACUUGUUCUUGAUGAAGCAACUGCUGCUGUUGACGUUAGAACUGAUGUUCUCAUCCAAAAGACCAUCCGAGAAGAAUUCAAGUCCUGCACGAUGCUAAUUAUCGCUCAUCGUCUCAAUACUAUCAUUGACUGUGACAAAGUUCUUGUUCUUGAUUCUGGAAAAGUUCAGGAAUUCAGUUCACCGGAGAAUCUUCUUUCAAACGGAGAAAGUUCUUUCUCGAAGAUGGUUCAAAGUACAGGAACUGCAAACGCGGAGUACUUACGUAGUAUAACACUUGAGAACAAACGUACCAGAGAUGCUAACGGUGAUGAUUCACAGCCUUUAGAAGGUCAGAGGAAAUGGCAAGCUUCUUCUCGUUGGGCUGCAGCUGCUCAGUUUGCUUUGGCUGUGAGCCUCACUUCAUCUCACAACGACCUUCAAAGCCUUGAAAUCGAAGAUGGUAACAGUAUUUUGAAAAAAACAAAGGACGCCGUCGUCACUCUACGCAGUGUUCUUGAAGGGAAACACGAUAAAGAGAUUGAAGAGUCUCUUAACCAAAGUGACAUCUCUAGAGAGCGUUGGUGGCCAUCUCUUUACAAAAUGGUCGAAGGCCUUGCGGUGAUGAGCAGAUUGGCGAGGAACCGAAUGCAACACCCGGAUUACAAUUUAGAAGGGAAAUCGUUUGACUGGGACAAUGUCGAGAUAUAAACGUUACUAGACAUUUUGUUGAACUUUUAUUUUAUUGAUUGGGAUACACGUAACAAAAUGCCCAUUUAUUGUGGUGUUAAUUAUAUAGGCUGUACUUCUUUUGGGAAAGAGUGUUUGGUUCCCAAAGGAUGGGAUGAUACACAGAAUUCGAAUUAAAUUUUCUAGGC